Molecule: messenger RNA, 635 nt
Organism: Camelina sativa (false flax)
Lineage: Eukaryota; Viridiplantae; Streptophyta; Magnoliopsida; Brassicales; Brassicaceae
Source: RefSeq, a predicted model, not a curated record
UGAAAGAGUUGGAAAGAGAGAAGGAUGAUGGUUUGUAAGAGUUUGCUUAUCAUUCUCUUAAUUGUCUCUCUCUUUUGUCUUCACCAAUGUCAAGAGCCAAAUCCCGAUCGUCACGAGCCGGACCCCGAUCGUCACGAGCCGGACCCCGAUCGUCACGAGCCGGACCCCGAUCGUCACGAGCCGGACCCCGAUCGUCAUGAACCGGACCCCGACCAUCACGAGCCGGAUCCCGACCGUCACGAGCCGGAUCCCGACCGUUACGAGCCGGACCCCGAUCGCCACGAGCCGGACCCCGAUCGUCACGAGCCGGAUCCCGAUCGUCACAAGCCGGAUCCCGAUCAUCCAAAAGGAAUAGAAAGAUGUUUCCACAAAUACUCGAUUAUGGGAGAACCAUGGCAACUCGAGUAUUUGUGUUGUAUCAAAAAACCUUCCAUAUGCACUCCUGUCAUCUUUCCCGAAGAUUGUAUUAAGUGUCCGUCGCUUACAAAAGAUGAAGCACCUUCUCCUUCGGUCGAUGCAACAUUGCCUCAUAUGUAAAAUGUUCAUUGAUUGAUGAUGUUAUUUUAUUAAAAAAAAUCAUUAGAUAAAGUUUCGUGUAUCAUGCGAAAUUUUAGUAUUAUAUUUAAAUAAAAAUA